Coccinella septempunctata (seven-spotted ladybird) is the source of this 1124-nucleotide messenger RNA. Its product is annotated as putative protein TPRXL. Bases 165 to 923 code for a protein of 252 amino acids. The record is from RefSeq and is a predicted model, not a curated record. NCBI's taxonomy places the organism in Eukaryota, Metazoa, Arthropoda, Insecta, Coleoptera, Coccinellidae. The transcript has 2 exons.
CUUUGGCCGUAAUAGAGGUACGUAAUACUUUAGUUAUAAAAAAAGCAAAAAAAUGAAAAAUAUAAAUUUCAGUAAAAAAUAUUCAGAAAGAUAACACCCCAAUGAAUUAAUUUCAGAAUAAAUGCUUAUUCCAAUGCGAUCACUGUAAUGCCUUCCUAGGAACGAUGAUGGAAAUAAUGGACAAGCAGUUAGCUUCCAAGCACCAUUGUUUGAAAAAGUGCGAAAAAGUUAACAUGAAUUGUGUAACGAAAAGAGUGUAUGGAUAUUUUGGGGAAACGGAUCCCCAACAUUCCAAAGUUAGUACUUCUGCAUCUACAACUUCCUCCGCCUCUACAGCUGCCACUGGAUCUAGAGCUAUCAGUGCCUGUACAGCCACUGGUGUCUCUACGGCCAACAGUGCCUCUGGGGUUAUCAGUGGCUGUACAGCUACCGGUGCCUCUACAGCUACAAGUGUACCUAGAUAUAUCAGUGCCUGUACAGCUACUGCAGCCUCAUCGUCUUCAAGUUCCUCCAUGGCUAUCAGAGCCUCUACGCCUAGCAGUGCCUCUACCUCAAAAAUAUUUUCAAUUGAUAGUGUAUCUACAUUCACUGACAAUGUGCCAAGCACAUCAGCAGGAGAAAGUGAGUACACCUGGUCGCAUGAGGCUAUCAAAUUAUUAAUUUUUUCUUAUAAUGAAAACAAAGAAAAAUUUGAUAGUCCCUCAUACACUAAAAAAAGGGUGUGGGAUAUAAUUAGUGAGAGCCUUGCUAAAAAAGGCAUUGCCAAAAAUCCACAAAAGUGUGAUGAGAAGUGGAGGAACUUGAAGAAAACGUACGAGAAAAUUAGGGCCGAAAAAAACAAAACUGGAAAUCACUCUGUGCAGUGGAGAUAUUUUGACGAUUUCCAGGAACUAUAUUUAGAGAUCCCUAUUUCCAGCCAGUAGCUUCUGUUAGUAGCACUGGAAAGAUAAAACAUUCUGAGAGGUCAGCAAGUACUACAACAUCGAACCGAAAAAAGAACUUGUCUCCUGGUGAAAAACCCAGAAAACGAGCUCUUUCUACACAUGACAUAGAGCAAAGGAAGCAAAAGCGGCAUAACGAAAAAAUGGGUCUCAAGAGAGAAAUGUUUGAAUGGAUGAAGGAGA